Messenger RNA from Gordionus sp. m RMFG-2023, 2289 nucleotides. Its product is annotated as large neutral amino acids transporter small subunit 1-like. Gene Ontology annotation, biological process: amino acid transmembrane transport. Gene Ontology annotation, cellular component: membrane. Lineage: Eukaryota; Metazoa; Nematomorpha; Gordioida; Chordodea; Parachordodidae. Gene Ontology annotation, molecular function: L-amino acid transmembrane transporter activity. The record is from RefSeq and is a predicted model, not a curated record. The coding region runs from base 158 to 1864 and encodes 568 amino acids. The transcript is spliced from 11 exons.
AAAUUUGUUGGUUCGUAUUAUUUCGUUAAAACAGAAUAAAUUAUUUUUCUUAUGCAAUUGCAUCAUCAUAAUUAUAAUUUGUAACAUCAAUAUUUUUGUCCAGUCGUUACCUUUUUCUAGUUGAACAAGAGGUAAAUUCGAUCUUAUUCUUAAUACAAUGACAAGCGAUUCGAACGGUAAAAUGGACGAUUCCACCAUGAUACCCCUUGAUCCAAUGAUUAGUCCCCAAGGAACGACCGAUUAUAAAGAUUUUAUCUCGAAUAGGGAAGACGGGUCAACACCUUUAAAUCAAGGAGGCGGCGACGCGAAAGGUGGUGAAGGUCAGGGCAUGAGAUUGAAGAAGGAAAUGAACCUCUCCAACGGAGUGGGCCUCAUAGUGGGCGUCAUAAUAGGCUCAGGUAUAUUUGUUUCACCCUCGGGCGUGGUUAAAGAGACGGGCUCGGCCGGCCUGGCCCUGGUGGUAUGGACUUUGAGCGGUUUGUUUAGCAUGGCGGGAGCCGUAUGCUACGCCGAGCUUGGCACAUCCAUUCUCAAAUCUGGGGGUGAUUACGCCUACGCUCGUGAAGCCUUUGGUCCCCUCCCAGCCUUCCUCUACCUUUGGGUAGCCAUCGUUGUUAUCAUGCCCACGGGUAACGCUAUAACGGCGCUUACCUUCGCCAACAAUAUUCUUCAACCCGUGUUCGCUAGGAAUUUGCCCAUCAAGACUCUUCCCCCGGUUCGGGAUUACACCUACAAUUAUACAUCCAUGACCGAUGAUGUCAUAAGAAGAUCCCUUAUGGUCGGUCCGAACGGGGUGCCAUUGGGUGGAGGCGAUAUAGAUCCAGCUUCGUUGGUACCGGAUAACGCGGUUCGACUAGUGGCUAUAGCCUGUACACUAUUCUUGACCUUCUUAAAUUGUUACAGCGUUAAAUGGGCCACCAGGGUACAAGACUCUACCACAAUAGCUAAGCUCUUGGCAUUGGUCGUUAUCAUCAUAACCGGAUUCGUAUUUUUGGGAAAAGGUUACGUUAGCAACCUUUUGCCCUCCAAUUCCUUUAGGGGAACGAACAAAAAACCCGGAAAUAUUGCCUUAUCCUUUUAUUCGGGUCUAUUCUCAUACGCCGGAUGGAACUAUCUGAAUUUCGUAACGGAGGAACUCAAAAAUCCAUACAAAAACCUGCCUCGCUCCAUAUACAUAUCAUUGCCAUUGGUCACCAUAGUUUACGUGCUGGCGAAUGUUGCUUAUUUCUCCGUCAUGACCCCCUUCGAAAUAGAAACUUCUAAAGCCGUGGCUGUUACCUUCGGGGAAAAAACGUUGGGCAAAGGUGCUUGGAUAAUGCCCAUAUUUGUAGCCGCGUCCACGUUUGGCGGACUUAAUGGGGGAAUAUUCGCUUCUUCCAGAUUAUUUUUCGUGGGCGCGAGGGAGGGACACUUGCCCGGUUUUUUAGCCAUGAUUAGUAUGAACAAAUUCAGUCCUACACCUUCACUCAUAUUAACGGGUAUCCUAUCGUCGGUCAUGUGCCUUUCGACGAACAUCUUAGCCUUGAUCAAUUAUGCUGGCUUUGUCGAAUCAUCUUUCAUCGCGAUCUCCAUCUCUGCUUUACUGUAUUUGAGAUGGAAACGACCCGAUAUGUACAGACCUAUCACGGUACCACUCAUCUUACCAAUAUUUUUCUUAGCUAUAUGCAUUUUCCUCCUUUUACUACCACUCUACACUUCUCCUGGAGAUUGCGGUAUAGGCUUAGGCAUAACCAUGCUAGGAAUUCCUAUUUACUACCUGGCCGUUGUUUGGAAGAGCAAACCUAGAUGUGUAUCAGUUAUUAUAAGGCAAAUAACUUACUUCGUGCAAAAGAUCUUCAUGUGCCUGCCACAAAAAGAUGAUUAAUCACUUUUCUUCUUCCCAAAAAAAACUUAUUGUAUAAAUUGUAUUUUUUUAAAAAAAAAUUGUAGAAUAAACUUUCACAUUUUAAGAAUACUUUAAAAUUCCCGGUUUGUUACAAAAUUAUUUUUUAUGGUAAAAAUCCACAGCUGAUAUACCUUUCGUAAACGAUAACGAUUUAAUGUAACUGUCAAAAAACUUUGGAUGAUUGUCAUUUAAUUCGCUAUUGCCUAUUAUAAGUAACAGCUGUGGAUACAGCCUCAUUUUCUUAUUCUGUCUAAUAAACCCAUAAAAUUAUUUUUUUUAAAUAUAUGACUUAAUUUUUAGUUUAUAAUAUUUUAAAAAAAAUAAUGGAAUUUAGUCUGAUAUUAAAAUGAAAUUAUAUGUCAUAUUAUUUUUACUAAAUAUAUAUUGAUAUUUUACAACAUUUG